CUGUGGGGUCUCAAUGGCUCCCUAUGGGGUUUCUGUGGGGUCUCAAUGGGUCCCUAUGGAGUUUCUAUGGGGUUUCAAUGGGGUCUCAAUGGCUCCCUAUGAGGUUUCUGUGGGGUCUCAAUGGGUCCCUAUGGGGUUUCUAUGGGGUCUCAAUGGGUCCCUAUGGGGUUUCUGUGGGGUUUCAAUGGCUCCCUAUGGGGUUUCUAUGGGGGUCCCCCCCUCAAACCCUCCCCCCCGCCCCCCCAAGGGCGCCGAGGCCCGCCUUGAUUCGGACCUGCAGUCCGCCCGCCGCAUGGGGGCGCCCUACGGCCUCAAGCUGGUUCGCGGCGCCUAUCUGCAACACGAGCGCCUCACGGGGGCGCUGCAACCCAGCCGGGAACACACAGACCGCAGCUACGCCGCCUGCCUGGAGCUGGCGCUGCAACACGUGAGCGCCGGCCACGUGGCGCUGGUGGUGGCGACGCACAACGCGGACUCGGUGCGGCACGCGGCGCGAAGGAUGGAGGAGCUGCGCAUCCCCCGCGAAGGCCCGGUGUGCUUCGCGCAGCUGCAGGGCGUGGCGGAGCACCUGGGAUUGGCGCUGGGUGAGCGGCGCGGCUUUGGGACAAUUGGAGCCAAUGGGGGCGAAGCGCGGCUUUUUUUCAGGGAGGGGAGGGGGGGGGUUGGUGCUCCUCGGCGCCAUUUUGGGGCAAAUUCCGGAGAUUUUGGGGUUUUUUUGUGCCCGUUUUGGGGUAAAUUCUGGAGAUUUGGGGUUUUUUGUGCCCAUUUUGGGGCAAAUUCCCCCAAUUUUGGGGCUCUUGUUCCCAAUUUUGGGGCAA
Molecule: messenger RNA, 818 nt
Organism: Phasianus colchicus (ring-necked pheasant)
Lineage: Eukaryota; Metazoa; Chordata; Aves; Galliformes; Phasianidae
Source: RefSeq, a predicted model, not a curated record